Molecule: messenger RNA, 3267 nt
Organism: Linum tenue
Lineage: Eukaryota; Viridiplantae; Streptophyta; Magnoliopsida; Malpighiales; Linaceae
Source: the annotation of a GenBank genome assembly
AUGAAGCCCCUCCGCUUGCUGAAACAACUCAUCCCCCCUCUCACGUUCCUCAUCGUUCUCGCAGUGUCGACGGUUGUUUUCGCGAAGCUACGCAUUCUGAUCAACGAGACCGAGCUCCGUGUAGACUCGGAGAUCGACGUCUACAGCGAUACAUUCUACGCCGCCAUUGAGAAGUCCGGCAAAGCUCUGCUCCCAGGGAACGAGACCACGGCCACAUUAGCGACGUCGCUCGCCUCGAAUUUCAAUGGCUCACUCCCCACAUUCUCCACUAUCAUGACUAAGGUGGCGCCGACGUUAUUCAUGGCCGUUUCCGCCAUACCAAAACUAUCCCAAGCUUCCUUCGCGAGCCGCGACGGCCUCUUCCUCUCCGUCUACAGAGAAGACAAUGACAGAAUUUUCCUGGUCUACUCGAACGCCUCCUUCUCGCCCACCUGGUUCACCCAACCGGUCAACCACGACACGGGCGAACCGUACGGGGUCGCGGUGGUCUCCAAAGCAAUGCUGACCCCGAACACUGAGUGGUUUCGCGCCGGGCUCGACGGCGACGGCGUAGUUUCGUCGAUGGGCCGGAGCUGGAAGGACGACCACGAGGGGAUGCUGCUCAGCACCGUGUCGGUCCACGGGAAAGGCGUCAUUUCGCUCGGGUUCGCGACGGAGACCAUCGUCGACCACUUCACGUCGCUGAAUUCCCGCGGUCUGUAUCUACAAUUGGCGACCCAGGAAGGGGAGGUGGUCGUCCAGCCGGCGGCGGAGGCUGCGGUGGUGAUCGAGCGGUUUAGCAACGGGGUGUUGACGGUGAGGAAUGGGGUGAAUGGGGAAAUUGGGAACUUGAGCUGCGACACCGCCGGGACGGUUGCUAGGUCGCCGGCGGGGACGGUUGCGGGGAUCGAAGGGUCGUUUUACUGCUCCACUCUGAUCAUUGGCGGCGUCAAUAUGGUUUACGUGCUGGCAUAUCCUGGAAGUGGAUUGAUGAGCCUGGUAGUAAGAAUCACCAAGGCUUCCAUCAUUCUAGUCGGCGUUCUAUUCAGCAUGGUGGUUCUGUCACUUGCUCUGUUCCUGUGGAUGGCAACCAGAGCAACGAAGAGGGAGCUAUACCUCUGCGCUUCAUUGAUCAAGCAAACAGAGGCCACACGGCAAGCCGAGCGCAAGAGCAUGAACAAGACGAGGAUUUUCGCAGGGAUCAGCCACGAUGUCCGCAACUCUCUGGCUCAGCUCGUUGCAUUAGUCCAAUUCUGUCAAGAAGACACCACCAAUCCGGAUGCUAGUAAGGUUGCAGGGGAUCUCCAAAAGGUCGAGAAUUGCGCUCGCGACGCUGUUGGAAUGCUGGAGUCGGUUCUGGACAUCAACAAGCUGGAAGCGGGGAAGCUGGAACUGAGAAACGAGGACUUCAACUUGGGCAACCUCGUGGAGGAGCUCGUCGACAGGUUCUACCACUUGGGGAUCAAGAAAGGGGUCGACGUCGUGUUCGACCCCUCGGAUGCCUUCAUCCACAAGUCACCUCACGUGCACGGCGACCAGACCAGGGUGAGGCAGAUACUGUCCAACUUGUUGAGCAACGCCAUCAAGUUCACCUCGGAGGGCCACGUGAAGGUCCGCGCCUCGGUGAAGAGGAGGAACCUGAGGAAGGACAUCAUCGCCUCCAACAGGACGUUCGCGUUCGGGUCGCUGCUGAGCUCCUGCUGCUGGGACAGGUGCGGCGUGAACGGCGAGAGCGAGCUCGAUACCCUGCAGAUGGCGGAGGCAGAGGAUCCGAACGAGGUGGAGUUCGAGUUCGAGGUGGACGAUACCGGGAAAGGGAUCCCCAAGACUGAAUGGAAGUCUGUGUUUGAGGACUACGUUCAGGCUACCAAUAACAACUCUGCUUCUCAUUCUGGUGGGUUCGGAUUGGGGCUUGGCAACGUCCAAUCUUUGGUGAGAUUAAUGAAAGGAGAAUUGCAAAUUGUAGAGAAGAAGGAAGGGGAGAAAGGGACUUGUUUCAGAUUCAAUGUCUUCCUCUGCACAUCCACCCUUACGACAGAAGGCCAUCAACAACAACAACAACAGAGUCCUUCUAUCACGAUGCGUCCUUCUUCGUUUGCACUCGCGUCGCCAAGGCGUGAAGAUUCUCAAGUGAUGAUCUUGGUAGAAGGGGAGGAGAGGAGGAAAGUGUUGAAGAGGUACAUCGAAAACACGAACAUCAAGGUGGUCAUCCUCACUCAUCCGAGCAGCCUGUGCCAGGAGCUCGAGAAGAUAAGGACGAAGCUCGAGAUUUCUUCUCCUGCUGCAACAACCGUCGAUCAACGUCUAAGUCGCUCCGUCUCCAACAGUUCGGAUUCGGGAAGAAGGAACAACCUUAGGACGAUGACCAAGGGUACUUGGUGGUCCAGAUUCGUCCUGCUCGUGAUUGAUGUCAACUACCAUCACGACCUGCACGGCCGCCUGCUCGAGUUGAAGAGAGAGGGCGGCAACAAUGUCCUGUGGAAGAUCGUUUGGGUUCACGACCGGUUCAUGGUGCACGAUGGAGGCGAGCAGAGUCGACUGCUGCAGGAAACCCUAACCUCCGGUGGGGAUUACGUGGUGUACAAGCCAUUUCACGGGUCUCGAGUCAACGAGGUUUUGUCGCUACUUCCGGGAAGGAAUAAGGGCAUAUUGUCGCCCAUCAUCCCUCAUGGCAAUGCUGCCAUGUUGGCUCCUCCAACGACGGUACAGUACCAACGAAUUUCUUCCAAUAACUCAAACUGUUGCUGGACAAUCGAGCUGGGAGACCCUGCCAACUGCACGAUUUCCGAGUCGAUGUCGACCGUCCGUCAGGAGGCCGUUCUGGUCAACAGCAGUGACGUUGGUGAUCAUGAAGAGAUCAACAAGCAACCCUUGAAAGGGAAGAAGGUUUUGAUUGUGGAUGAUGUUUCUUGUUUGAAGACACUGCAUGGUCGAAUGAUGAGGAAGUUGGGAGCAAGUAGCGUUGAAGACUGCACCAACGGGAAAGAGGCUAUUGACAAAGUUUCAAGUGCAUUGAGAGAGCAAAGCAGGGAAGAAAAUGGUCUUCAGGAUUGGAUGCCUGAGAUGAAUGGGUACGAGGCAACGAGAUGGAUAAGGGCGGAGGAGGAGAGAACGGGGAAAGCAGGCAGGAUUCCGAUUGUGGCGAUAUCAGGACAUUCCUCGACAGAGGAAGUGAACAAGAGUCUGGAAGCUGGGAUGGACUUCCAUUUGACCAAGCCAUUAAAAGAGAAUGAGCUGUUGGAUGUUGUACGAAAGAUUAAUGUAAUGAGUCAUACUAGGCGGGAUUGA